Molecule: messenger RNA, 1211 nt
Organism: Solenopsis invicta (red fire ant)
Lineage: Eukaryota; Metazoa; Arthropoda; Insecta; Hymenoptera; Formicidae
Exons: 5
Coding region: 40-1098 (352 amino acids)
Biological process (GO): microtubule cytoskeleton organization
Cellular component (GO): cilium; cytoplasmic microtubule
Molecular function (GO): microtubule binding
Source: RefSeq, a predicted model, not a curated record
AAAUUUAUAAUACAAUGGCAUAUACGGAAUGCAAGAAGUAUGUCACGUGUCCCAUGUGCAAAGGUGCAGGUAGGAAAUUAUGAAAUUGCGAUUUUGCUAAUUGUGAAAUCUUUUUACGAGUGCAUUUAUUUCUUGAUAAAAACUGUUUUUAAAAAAGGUAAGUCAGUCACAUGCGCAGCGACAGAAACAAUUUCCUUAUCUAUUCAGCAUGAGAAUGCAAAUUCAUCACAAGUUGCAAAAACGCAAUUUGUCGAAGCGGCGUAUUCCGAAGCUUCGGGAGACCUACGUUUUCUCACGUUAUCCGACAGCAAGCCUUUGAGGGAUAUUAAUCCUGCGACUAAUUAUGGAGACUAUACAUCCAUGCUAGAAGGCGAUUGUAUAAAAACAGAGGAAAGAAACUUUGCGAGUCCGCAAGAAGCACUGAAACACGCCAUUCAGAAUUUAAAGCAGGAUCAAUGGCAGAGCAAUGUAUCGGCUCUAAUAAAGUUAAUGCACAUUUCGAGGAUUCAACCGGAAUUGCUGGACUCCAAUAUGCCUCGUAUAUACCGAACGUUAUGCAGUUUACUUCGGAAUACGAGGCCGCACGUCGUUAGAACGGUUUGCCAGAUAGCAACGGAGUUGUACAAGACAGUCCAAUGUACGCAGAGACCUGAAUUUGACGAACUUGCGUCCACGUUGCUUUUGAAGAGCACGCACACAAACAAGGGAAUCCGGAAUGACGCUCAACGUGCUUUGGAUUCCAUGGUGUCGCACUUGCCUCCAGCAACUUGCAUUCGGAUACUAACCAGCGAACAUGGUGCUAGCCACAAGAAUCCAUUGAUCAGAGCAGCCGUUAGCCGAUUGCUCUAUAAUAUUAUUAACAUUAUUGGAGUAGAAUGUUUAAUGUCCAAUCCCAAUCUCAAAGAUGCCCGCCGUAAGAUAUUCACAAUGUGUGCAAAAUUCCUUCUCGAUGGUAAUAACGAAACAAGGAAUGACGCAAAAAAGACGUUAAAAACGAUGAUGGGCCACACAGAUUUCAAUACUCUAUUUUAUCAGGAUGUAGACUGGAAAAUUGUUAGUAGUAUAGAAAAGCAAUUAGUGUCUUUGAAGUAUAGCUAAAUUUGUAACCUGUAACAUGUUAUCUGUUAUCGUUAUGUACCGAAAAAAUAUAAUGACGAAAAUAAUGGUUUAUUUUUUAAAUAAUAUCCCAAUAAUAAAAUACGUUGGCAUUA